This is a messenger RNA of Coregonus sp. 'balchen', 11382 nucleotides long. The record is from the annotation of a GenBank genome assembly. NCBI's taxonomy places the organism in Eukaryota, Metazoa, Chordata, Actinopteri, Salmoniformes, Salmonidae.
CAUGACGUCACAAAACGCUCCAUCUGAACCAAAUAAAUAUUUCAUCUGAACUGUAGCUACUCACCCUACCAGAACUACAUUCAGACAGCUGUAACGAAACCUUGGAGUUCAAGAAAAAUAGACCAAAUAUCUCAAAAAACAAAUAUGUUGCCCACGCCGCCGAAGAGAGCAGGUCCUACUCCCUUAAACGACACUAUGGACAAGACAAAACGAAUUUCAAUAGAAGGUAACAUUGGUAAGUAACGCUAGUUUAAAAUUGUCAUCACUUUGGAUGUAGGAUUGCUAAAAGUAAUACAAUUUAUAUACUGUUCCUAGCUAGCUCGUAACUGUAAAACGUUUAGCUAUAGAGCGUGCCAUGUAGCUAGCGUUGAUUAAAUAAAAUAAUGUAGCUAGCUGAGGCGCGUGCCCCCAAUUUGACAGUGCGCGUGGGAUAUGACAGAAAUUAGUUUAAUGUCACGCACCAAGGCUUCCGUGUUAUUCUAGUGAGAGUUGGCAGUCGCAAUACUGUAGUUAUUUUCAACUGUAAUGUCUGCAAAGAUUGUAAAUAGAUAUUGAAAUGGUUGAACUUCAAAUUGUAUAGCAGUCGGGGUUAUUGUGGAAAUGGAAACUGACUUCAGUAUCGUUUCCGCAGCUGCGGGCAAAUCUACAUUUGUGCGCCUUCUGGAAGCACAGAGCAAAGACUGGGAGGUAGUGCCCGAACCCGUCGCCAGGUGGUGCAAUGUACAAACACAACAAAGCGAGUUUGAGGUACAGUAUGCAUAUCUGACAGAACUUUCAUCCAUCCCUCAAAUGUGUCUAUCCCUCAAAUGUGUCUGACCUGUGAUUAAUGAACACACACAGAUACAGUAUACAUACUAACCCAUGCAAAAAGUUCAAGAGUUCAACUUCAGAUGCUAAGAUUGGCCAUUUCUUACAUGACUCAUGCCUACAUGUUUGGCUCAGUGCUGAAUCUUUAUGACGUAUAGAUAAGUGAAGAGAGAGUAUUAGCUAUCCGCUCCCUCCCUAGUGGUUUAAAGGUCUCAUAUCCAGUUCUGCCUUACUGUAAACUCCAUGAGAUUACAGUAGGCCUACUUAAAGCUGUAUCACAAGACCCACCUUGACUUUCCAGCAGCAUUGCUAACACCAGGAACUGAUCUGAAAUGAGAUUAGGAUUGCGUCCCAUAUGGCACCCUAUUCCCUAUGUAGUGAACUAGUUUUGACCAGGGCCCAUAGGGCUCUAGUAGUAAGUAGUGCACUAUUUAGGGCAUAGGGUGCCAUUUUGAGUGUAGCCUAGAUAACAUUAAUCCCUGGAGGAAUGAACGGAUGGUGAUGCUUCGCCAGUGAAACCAGUCAGAGAGGAACCCUGAAUGUUGUCAUAAUGGGACAGCUGCUAGUAAGGAUCUAGUCAGGGUGUACGGCAGGGGUAUGCAACCCUGUUCCUGGAGUGCCGCAGGUACAGCAGGAUAUUGUUCUAACUAGGCUAAUUGAUCAGUUCAGUGAUUGCUUAAAUUCAACAAUUCUGGUCUUCCAGGUCAGUUAAAUAAGUGCCUGCGUCACUCCAGAACCAGGGUUGCCUACCCCUGGUGUACGGACAGAUAUAUAAAAUGUAAAUGUUGUGUAGAUACAUAUUUUUCUGUGUGUGUGAUAGCUGUGUGUGUCAUGAUAGACAGUUUACAUUUCCAUCUCACAUUUGCCCGCCCGGCCUAAGAUCUCAAGAGAGACAUCUGAGUAUGACAGUGUGCAUUGAGAGUGAGUGUGUGUGUGUGUGUGUUUGGGUUGAGGGUAUCCAGAUGUUAAUACCUUCAUACCGUUCCUGUAUCAUACCAGGGUAUACAGUAUUACCGGCAGUGCAUACAAUGGGCGCUACUUCUUUCCAAACGUAUUUAUUUCUUUUUGACAGUAUUGAAAAUCAUACCGUGGGCAGAUUCUCUGCUGUAACCAAGAAGCGUGAUCUUGCAAGCUAGCCACAUAUCUAGCAAGUUAGCAAACCAAAUGCAUAGCUGGAGUCCUGAGCUGGAGAUCAUUUAUUUGUCACAUCGUAGAUAGUUAAAGUGGUAAUAUGUAACUUUUUGGGCGAUCUGACCAAAUUCACAUAGAAAUGUGAGUUAUAGACUUAUUAUUCUCAUUGAAAGCAAGUCUAAGAAGCGGUAGAUAUGUUCUAUGUGCACUAUUUCUAUACUCCCAGUUCUUAAGUUUUGUUUGUGCAUCUUUUACUUUUGGGUUUGUACACCAGCUUCAAACAGCUGAAACAACAAUAUUUUUGGUUAUGGAAAAUAUAUUAACAUUUUAGUCAUUUAGCUCUUAUCCAGAGCGACUUACAGGAGCAAUUAGGGUUAAGUGCCUUGCUCAAGGGCACAUCGACAGAUUUUUCACCUAGUCGGCUCGGGGAUUAGAACCAGCAACCUUUCGGUUACUGGCACAACGCUCUUAACCACUAAGCUACCUGCCGCCGUUUCUCAGCGGUUUGGAUGGUACAAUGAUUCCUCUACACUAUACUAUCUUAUUUUGUCACAUAAACUGAAAUUAGGUGAACUAUUAGAGUUUUAGCAACCAGGAAAUGGCGGAGCUAUUUCUGCAUAGUGUAACUUUAACUUAUAGUUAGUUAUAGCAGUAGCAUAGCACGCAAUCCCGCAGCCACGUGUAUAUAUAUAUAUUUUUAACGGUAUUCAAAAUACCCCUGUAUACGGUAUGUACAGUAUACUGCCCAAGUCUAGUGUGUGUUUGUACACAGUAUGUGCUGUGUUUAGAAUAAUAAAGCAGCUGCCAUCUGUCCCACUGCACUGGUCAGUGUCUGUUAGAUUAGACACCCAGGGGGAUAGAUGGCCCCCACCAUGAACAGCUGAGUAUGGAGACGGGGCAGGGCACCACUACUGACCACCGGUACACCCUGGCUGCCCCACCCACCAUACAUCAUCACCCCACCACAAUCUUCAGUUCAAUCAUGUCAAAUAUGUCUGUCUGACUCUCUUCUCUGUCCCACUCUUUCAGUUCCUCAGUCUACAUAGUCAGCUGGUUUUGUCCACUGUAUUUUAAGAACGUCUCAUAUCAAGAUGUGUUCUGACAUUACCGUUACACCACAUGGUGAAUAAGUACUAUGCCCAUCCCCAACACUCUCCCACCACCGUUAGAAUCAGACAGGCUCUCUAUGUAGGCUACCUUGGGAUGUUUUCAUUGAGAAAUGCCAGUGGUGUAAAGUACUUAAGUAAAAAUACUUUAAAGUACUACUUAAGUAGUUUUUUGGGGGGUAUGUGUACUUUACUAUUUAUAUUUCUGACAACUUUUACUUUUACUUCACAACAUUCCUAAUUAAAAUGAUGUACUUUUUACUACAUACAUUUUCUCUGACACCCAAAAGUACUCGUUACAUUUUGAAUGCUUAGCAGGACAGGAAAAUGCUCCAAUUCAUGCACUUAUCAACAGAACAUCCCUGGUCAUCCCUACUGCCUCUGAUCUGGUGGACUCGCUAAACACACAUGCUUCGUUUGUAAAUGAUGUCUGAGUGUUGGAGUGUGCCCCUGGCUAUCCGUAAAUAAAAAAAAACAAGAAAAUGGUGCCGUCUGGUUUGCUUAAUAUAAGGAGUUUGAAAUUAUUUAUACUUUUACUUUUGAUUUAGUAUAUUUUAGCAAUUAUAUUUAAUUUUGAUACUUAAGUAAAUUUAAAACCAAAUACUUUUAGACUUUUACUCAAUUAGUAUUUUACUGGGUGACUUUCACUUGAGUCAUUUUCCAUUAAGCUAUCUUUACUUUAACUCAAGUAUGACAAUUGGGUACUUUUUCCACCAUUGGAAAUUGCUACUUCAUUUCUACACUGACCACACCCAUGACUAAAUUGAAGAGUGGUUUUGAAUGAUGAGUUAUGUGUGCAGUGACUGAUUCCCGAACUGGAAACACAUUCCGUAACCUGUGGUCAGAUUGGACCACCUAACCAACCACACACACACACACACACACACACACACACAGAGCCUGGCACCACUCUCACUCUCUCUGUUUACCCAGUAGUGGUUAGCCUACAGCCCGAUACUACAGAAUAUACACACACAAACACAAACAUUCUUCGACACACACAAUACAAUAUAACGUUUUAUUCUUCCGGCUGUGAUUACUCUUUGAUUAUAACUGUAUUGCUGUGGUAUUUCUGUGGUGGUAUUAUUUGGUGUGCAAGGGUAUACAGUACAUGUAAUGGUACUGUAUCUCUCUUAGCCUCAGUAUUAAACCCACCCUCUCCUCUUUGUCCCCAGGAGCUGACCGCGUCCCAGAAGAGUGGUGGCAACGUGCUGCAGAUGAUGUAUGAGAAGCCAGAGAGGUGGGCCUACACCUUCCAGACCUACGCUUGCAUGAGCAGGGUCCGCGCCCAGAUGAAACCCACCAAUGGGAAGCUCAGAGAGGCAGAGAACCCCGUGCAGUUCUUCGAGCGGUCCGUCUACAGUGACAGGUAUGGACGAACCGGAAAUCUCACCAGGGGAGUCAACCUUGGUACAUGUCGUCUUUGAUUGGAUACCAAGGAUAGGGUCUAAGAUAUGAUACCAAUGAUAGGGUUUAGAGUUCUAUUUCCAAGGCAAGAGUUCUCUUAACUUAGGAUCUGUACAGCUUCCAUAGAAAGUGAACAUUGCUUCAAAGCACCCCCCUCUCAUCUGUCCUUUGUUGUUGUUGUGUCUGUUUCCAGGUACAUCUUUGUUGUUGUUGUCUGUGUCCAGGAACAUCUUUGUUGUUGUCUGUGUCCAGGAACAUCUUUGUUGUUGUGACUGUGUCCAGGAACAUCUUUGUUGUUGUGACUGUGUCCAGGAACAUCUUUGUUGUUGUGACUGUGUCUAGGAACAUCUUUGUUGUUGUGUCUGUGUCCAGGAACAUCUUUGUUGUUGUUGUGUCUGUGUCCAGGAACAUCUUUGUUGUUGUUGUGUCUGUGUCCAGGAACAUCUUUGUUGUUGUUGUGUCUGUGUCCAGGUACAUCUUUGUUGUUGUUGUGUCGGUUUCAUUUCAGUCAUUUUAGCAUUUCAGUCAUUUAGCUGACGCUCUUAUCCAGAGUGACUUACGGUAGUGAGUGCAUACAUUUUCUUACCUUUUUUCAUACUGGUUCCCCAUGGGAAUCGAACUAACAACCCUGGCGUUGCAAGCGCCGUGCUCUACGGGACAUCAGGUACAUCUUUGUUGUUGUUGUGUCUGUGUCCAGGAACAUCUUUGUUGUUGUGUCUGUGUCCAGGUACAUCUUUGUUGUUGUUGUGUCUGUGUCCAGGUACAUCUUUGUUGUUGUUGUGUCGGUUUCAUUUCAGUCAUUUUAGCAUUUCAGUCAUUUAGCUGACGCUCUUAUCCAGAGUGACUUACAGUAGUGAGUGCAUACAUUUUCUUACCUUUUUUCAUACUGGUCCCCCAUGGGAAGCGAACUAACAACCCUGGCGUUGCAAGCGCCAUGCUCUACGGGACAUCAGGUACAUCUUUGUUGUUGUUGUGUCUGUUUCCAGGUACAUCUUUGCGGCGAACCUGUAUGAGAGUGAGUGUCUGAACGAGACAGAGUGGUCCAUCUACCAGGACUGGCACGGCUGGCUCCACAAACAGUUUGGAAAACACAUCGAGCUGGACGGCAUCAUCUACCUCCGAGCCGCACCAGAGGUCAGCAACUAACUUAACCUCGGUACAUGUUCAUCAGGAACUUACCGUACAAAACAUUUAAAUUACAUUGUAGUAGAUUAUAUAAUGUAGCCUAUUGUUUUUUUACGUACUGCUAUACACCUCGUGCUAAAAAGAAAGAAAAAAACAAAAUUACAUUAAGGUACACUUCUCUUGUGUGUGUGUGUAGAGAUGCAUGGAGAGGCUGCAUCUGAGAGGCAGAGAGGAGGAGCAGAGCAUUCCACUGGAGUACCUUGAGAAACUCCACUUCAAACACGAGAGCUGGCUGCAGCACAAAACCAUGUGGUGAGAGGGAGGGAGGGAGGGAGUGUUGGUAGUAUUGUGAGGGAAUGAGUGUUGGUGGUAUUGUGAGGGAUUAAGGGAGUGUUGGUGGUAUUGUGAGGAAGGGAGUGUUGGUGGUAUUGUGAGGGAGGAAGGGAGUGUUGGUGGUAUUGUGAGGGAGUAAGGGAGUGUUGGUGGUAUUGUGAGGAAGGGAGUGUUGGUGGUAUUGUGAGGAAGGGAGUGUUGGUGGUAUUGGGAGGAAGGGAGUGUUGGUGGUAUUGUGAGGGAGGAAGGGAGUGUUGGUGGUAUUGUGAGGGAGAAGGGGAGUGUUGUUGGUAUUGUGAGGGAGUGAGUGUUGGUGGUAUUGUGAGGGAAGAAGGGAGUGUUGGUGGUAUUGUGAGGGAGGAGGGGAGUGUUGGUGGUAUUGUGAGGGAGGAAGGAAGUGUUGAUGGUAUUGUGAGGGAGGAAGGGAGUGUUGGUGGUAUUGUGAGGGAGGAAGGAAGGUGUAUUGGUGUUGGUGGUAUUGUGAGGGAGGAAGGAAGGGAGUGUUACGGAAGGGAGUGGGUUGAGGCAGGGACGUGUGUCUGUGUAUAUAGGAGCAUUAAAUAAAAAGCAAACUUUUACAUUUUAAGCUACUUACGUGUUGUAUAGAUGGAUGUAACCUCGUCUCCAGGCUAUUGCGCACAUCACAUGUAAGCCUGAGAUAUCAACCACUCAACGUUGGCCUUAGUGGGAGUGACCAUAAAAUUCAAUGGAGUGACCUACUGAGUAAAGUAUAUGUCAUCAUUUAAUUUUAGCGAAUCACACGACUGCGAGUCAUGGCUCUGUGCUUGUGGUGUGUUGCGUACGGGGGAGGGUUAGGGGGAAGGUGAUGUGGGAGAUGAUUGGUUGGUAGAUUAAACCAAUUAAUCUCUCUGUAUUGGCUAACAAAGGCCAAGUUUGACGUGUUGGUCCACCAGACUCUUCAUCAUUUGGGUGGAAGUGUCUGGGAACGAGAUUAAGAUGGAUGAGACAGGAAACAGGCUUGUUUCUAAGGUAUAUUGUGAGAUGUGAAUUUCCUUACAAAGAUGGAUGUCUUCCCUUACAAAGCCAUUUCUGCUUAAACCCUGGAUCCGCAGUUGCUUUUUACAACAGAAACCGCCCCACUGCUUAUGUUGUGAGGGAGAAAAAAUAAGAGUUUGAACGAAAGCAUGGGGGUUUGGCCCAGCCAUAGCCGCUGGGCUGGCCUUGGGGAAAGGUGUGUCUUUGCACUUAAGUCCCGCCCAUACGAACAAACAUUAUUACUCUCUCUGGGAGCCAGUGGAGUGAGAGGAAGCGUCUCUAGCUACUACUGCCGCCAGACUUGAACUCAACAGACACAGCCAACACACACUGACAAGUGACAAAGUCAAAAAUAAAUGGCCAACGUUCUCCUGUUCAGGUCAGUGUUGACAUUGUUGCCUUUAUAAACAAGUUAGCCUGCUAGCUACUUGCUAUCUAACUUUAGCAGCUAACCUUUGUGUGUUCGACAAUGUAGCAAUAAGCAAAAGUUAGCUAGCUAGCUUGCGUCUUGUAUUCGGAUUGUUUUGAAUGUACUAAUAAGGAGUCUACUCUAGCUAGCUACAUCGUCUAAAAUGCAUGAACCUCACAAGAUGCCCUAAUGCUUUGUUUCAGCUAACAUUAGCUAGCUAGCUAAAGCUAGAUGUCCAGAUUGUUGACAUGACAGUAUGUAUGGUUUGUUGAUGAUAAUGCUUGCUAGCAAGGUGGUUGGCAGAAUUUUUGCCUAUUGGGGGGUAUUCCAGAAAGAUGGUCCCUGAACAUAUCUGGCUUCUCUUAACCAGAUGAGUGAGUCUGGGAUUUCUUAGUUCCAGAACGGCUGCUUCUCGAAGCGAAGCGCAGAUUGGUUGAUCCAACAACUGGCGCGUGCACACAACAUUCAAAAAGGUCCUCAUGUCGAUGACAGAAAAAAUUAUAGAUAUGGAGUCAAAAUACCGUUUUUUUUUUUUUAAGACAGAGCCCAGUAUUUCACAAGUCUAGAACAAGAAACAAUUGUAACAUAUUUAUCAAAAACAGUAAUACAGCCGCUGCUGCAAAAGCAAGAGAGGGACCCUGGCAGAAAAGUUAACAGGCCUAGCUUACACACAUUUAACAUUUGUUUAUUUGUUUAGUUUAGUCAUUUAGCAGACUCUUCUACAGUAGUGAGUGGAUACAUUUUCACUUUUUUUCUGUACACAUGGGUGAUUAGUAAUAAUGCUUUCACUUUAUAGAGCACUUUUAUUGCAAUGCUGGUGAUAUUACAUUUCAAGGCUAUAGCCUAAUAUGUAAGUAGUAGUAACAUAUGUCACAAUUGCAAUGGUAGGCCCAUUCCAUGGCCUAUGUAGGAUGAAUAAUCAUGUGUUGAAUUCAUAGAGUGCUUAUCAUGACAACACAGGCAACAAUGUGUUCUAUGUACUCCUGAGUGGCGCAGUGGUCUAAGGCAACUAACUGUGCCACUAGAGAUCCUGGUUCGAAUCCAGGCUCUGUCGCAGCCGGCCGCGACCGGGAGACUCAUGGGCGGCGCACAAUUGGCCCAGGGUAGGGGAGGGAAUGGCCGGCAGGGAUGUAGCUCAGUUGAUAGAGCAUGGCGUUUGCAACGCCAGGGUUGUGGGUUCGAUUCCCACAGUAUAAUAAAAAAAAUUGUAUUCACUAACUGUAAGUCGCUCUGGAUAAGAGCGUCUGCUAAAUAACUAAAAUGUAAAUGUUUAGUUGUAGCCCCAUAGGAACAAAAAUAACCUCGCAGCAGAUCAAAACUAAAAACAAGAACGUCAUACAAAUAGGUAAGGGCAUUAAAUUAUUAGUUAGGGAUAUUUCAUGAUAAUCAGAUGGCUCCUUGCCCUGAAAAUAGCCUCUGGGCCAGGAUAAACUGUAACCCAUGGUCUCCCCUGGCCCACAGGCUACUGGUAAGGAAACACCUGACUAUCACAUAAAAUCAUGUACCUUGCCAUUUAAAGUCAUCACAUUUCUUUGAUUUAUCUAAAUGCCAAUUUGUCUGAUUAUAUGAUUUGUUGCACUGUAUUCAUUCAGCCAACAGGAAAAAAAACUAAACAGAAGAAGACGAGGGGUAUUACUAUUUUGGGUAAACGUGAACAUAUUCGUUGUAUGUUACAAUUGUUUCUUGUUCUAGACUUGUUCUAGACUUUUUUCUGUCAUCGACUUGAGGACCUUUUUGAAUGUUGCAUUCACGCGCCAGUCGGAUCAACCAAUCUACGCUUUGCAGCCGUUCUGGAACCAAGAAAUCCUGGGCUCCCUCAUCUGGUUAAGAGAUGCCGGAUAUGUUCAGGGAAUCCUGAAUUUGUUAAACCAGCUUUCUGGAACACCUCCCCAUGAGGCGAAAAUGCUGCCAACCACCUAUCUAGGUAGCAUUAUCAUCAACAAACCAUACACUGUCAUGUCAACAAUCUGCACAUCUAGCUUUAGAUAGCUAGCUAACAUUAGCUGAAACAAAGCAUUAGGGCAUCUUGUGAGGUUCAUGCAUUUUACACGAUGUAGCUAGCUAGAGUAGACUCCUUAUUAGUACGUUCGAAACAAUCCGAAUACAAGACGCAAGCUAGCUAGCUAGCUAACUUUUACUUAUAGCUACAUUGUCGAACACACAAAGGUUAGCAGCUAAAGUUAGAUAGCAAGUAGCUAGCAGGCUAACUUGUUUAUAAAGGCAACAAUGUCAACACUGACCUGAACAGGAGAACGUUGGCCAUUUAUUUUUGACUUUGUCACUUGUCAGUGUGUGUUGGCUGUGUCUGUUGAGUUCAAGUCUGGCGGCAGUAGUAGUAGCUAGAGAUGCUUCCUCUCACUCCACUGGCUCCCAGAGAGAGGCACAAUGAAGGUCAUUAGAGUGGGCGGGAUUUAGCGCAGAAAUGCACCUUUCCCCAAGGCCAGUCCGGGGGCUAUGGCUGGACAAAACCCCCAUGUUUUCGUUCAAACAAAAAAAGGAUCUCUCACAACACAAGCAGUGGGAAGGCUUCUGUGGGGAAAAGAAACUGCAGAUCAGGGCUUGGAUCCGCAGUUGCUUUUCACAACAGAAGCCGAACCACUGCUUUUGUUGUGAGAGUGAAGAAAUAGAGUAGGGCUGGGCCAAACCCCCAUGUUUUUCGAUCAAACUCUAUUUUUUCUCUCUCACAACACAAACAGUGGGGCGGCUUCUGUUGUGAAAAGCAACUGCAGAUCCGGGCUUUAAAGGAAAUAACCUUUUAAAUAACAAGGAAACAACCAGGAAAAAGUCUGACCUGAGAAAAAAAAAGUAGUUUAUUGCAUAAAGCACUGUGUGUGUGUCUUGCGUUGUCUUUAACUGUAUGUCCCAUUCCCUCUUGGUCCUGACCCACAGCAUGGAGUAUAAGUAUCUGAACGACGUGCCCAUUCUGACGCUAGAUGUUAACGAAAAUUUCAAAGGGGACAAGGUCAAGGGUGCCGACAUGGUGGAAAAGGUAAGAAUACAUAUCCAGCCCUUUUUUUUUUUUUUUUUUUUAUAGAAAUUGCUAUUUCUUUUCAAUGCAACAGUGUCUUUCAGAAGUAGCUAGAUGUGACUAUAUUUAGCUGGUAUUUGUGUUAAGAAAACAUGCUGUUUGGAGGGCAGUAGUGAAAAACAUCCUGUUAUCACUGACUACAGUCAAAUUAUUAGUAGAGGGAUGUUGAAAAAGACACGUACACACACAUACACAAACAUACACACACAUACACAAACAUACACACACACAAACAUACAUACACAAACAUACACACACACAAAUAUACACACACAUAUACACACACACAUACACACACACAUACACACACACAUACACACACACAUACACAAACAUACACACACACAAACAUAUACACAAACAUACACACACACACACGUUUCACUUAUGGAAAUGAGGCCUGAAGAGCUGCUAAUGUAGCCGUUUCAUGUUGAGGGUAAACACAGAUGCUAUGACUGAUUUCAAAAAAGCCAUUAGUAAAACACACACACACACACACACACACACACACACAUUGUGGUGAAUUAUUCCUGCACUUCUUGUCCAGUUGCAGUACUGUCAUCCUCUCGCACGUCCAAGCUUUGCUCCACAUUGUGUCCACAUCAAACGCUUACACUGACCUGACACACCAAUUACAUUGACGCUAAUCCAUAUUCAUUGUGUGCUAACAGCUUGUUAUGUGCUUUUCAUCCAGGUCAAAGAGUUUCUCAGUACCUUGUAAACAUCAGCUGAUGACCAUCACAACCUGCCCUGGAGGAGAGCCAGAUGUCAGGAGACAUGUGGAACCUGACACUGUCUUUGACACUUUUUUGUAAUGAAUGAUGUAGAUUAUUUUUAUAAAUUAUCUUUAAAGCAUUUUAAAUAUAUUGCCCUAUAAUGAUUUUGUAUAGCUUGGUUUCACUUUCAUGGCUUGUGUUGUUGUUUUUUAAGCAAUAUGAAUGAGAAGGGGAGAAAACAUGGAUAUGUAUUUUGUGAUUGGUAAUCAUUUGGACUGUUUUAUGAAAACCUAAAAUAAAAUAGGCCUACCAGUAUAAGGGAAC